AUCGUUUGCACCCACCGGAAGUUGCAUGUGAAGGAAAAAUCUCUCAAAAUGUUCAAAAAGUUUGAUGAGAGAGAAAUGGUAUCUGGGGUUAACAAUCCCAAAUCAUCAGUACAGAAAGGUAUCAGAAAUUCAAUAUUAGAAAACUAUCCAGCAAUAGAAACAUAUCUAGAUACCAUUAUACCAAAGAAAGGAGAUUUAAAAAUUGUCAAAUGUCAUGAACAUAUAGAAAUUUUAGCCAACUCAAAGGGAGAGCCUGUAUUCUUCAGACAUAGAGAUGGUCCAUACAUGCCUACACUCAGGUUAUUACAUAAAUACCCCUUCAUAUUACCACAGAUGCAGGUAGACAAAGGGGCAAUACGUUUUGUAUUAAGUGGAGCUAAUAUUAUGUGUCCAGGAUUGACGUCGCCUGGUGCCAAGAUGUCAAAUUUAGAAGAGGGACAAGUAGCAACUAUUGUGGCAGAAGGCAAAGAACAUGCAUUAGCUGUUGGGAAAUUAGUUAUGUCAACACAAGAAAUAUUAGACAAGAAUAAAGGCAUAGGUGUUGAAAAUAUACAUUACUUAAAUGAUGGAUUAUGGAACAUGAAAAAUGUUAAAUAAAAGUU
Molecule: messenger RNA, 602 nt
Organism: Mytilus trossulus (common blue mussel)
Lineage: Eukaryota; Metazoa; Mollusca; Bivalvia; Mytilida; Mytilidae
Product: malignant T-cell-amplified sequence 1 homolog
Exons: 5
Coding region: 49-597 (182 amino acids)
Biological process (GO): formation of translation preinitiation complex
Molecular function (GO): RNA binding
Source: RefSeq, a predicted model, not a curated record